CUCGCUCCCUCCCUCCGUCUUAGGUCACUCUUUCAACCCUCGAAUAAAAACUGCAGCCAACUUCCGAGGCGGCCUCAUUGCCCAGCGGACCCCAGCCUCCGACAGGUUCGGUGCGCCGGCUCCCGCCCCGGGACCCUGCACGGCACUCGCUUGCUCUCUCGGUUCGCCCCGACGCCAUGGACACGUUUUGGUGGCGCGCAGCCUGGGGACUCUGCCUCGUGCAGCUGAGCCUGGCGCAGAUCGAUUUAAAUAUCACCUGCCGCUACUCGGGUGUAUUCCACGUGGAGAAGAAUGGUCGCUACAGCAUCUCUAGGACGGAGGCAGCUGACCUCUGCACGGCUUUCAACAGCACCCUGCCCACCAUGGAGCAGAUGGAGCAAGCCCUGAACAUUGGCUUUGAGACCUGCAGGUAUGGCUUUAUAGAAGGGCAUGUGGUGAUCCCCCGGAUCCACCCCAACUCCAUCUGCGCGGCCAACAACACAGGGGUGUACGUCCUCCCUUCCGAAAACUCCCAGUAUGACACGUAUUGCUACAAUGCUUCAGCUCCGGAGGGAGAAGAAGAUUGUUCGUCAGUCACAGACCUGCCCAAUGCCUUUGAGGGAGUAAUUACUAUAACUAUUGUCAACCGUGAUGGUACUCGCUACACCAAGAAAGGGGAAUACAGAACGAACCCCGAAGACAUCAACCCCAGCAACUCUCCCGAUGACGACAUCAGCAGUGGGUCCCCUGGUGAGAGGAGCACGUCAGGAGGUUACAGCAUCUUCCACACCCACCUUCCAACUGCCUACCCGACCCCAGACCAGGAUGGUCCCUCCAUCUUCGACAACACAGAGAGUACCCCUGCUACCACUUUGAUGAGCACUAGUGCUACAACUCCUGACACAGCAACCCAGAGGCAAGAACCCCAGGACUGGUUUACAUGGUGGCUUUAUCCAUCAUGGUCUGAGGAUUCUCUUCACUCAACAACACAAAUGGCUGGCUGGGAGCCAAAUGAAGAAAAUGAAGAUGAAAGAGACAAACACGUCAGUUUUUCUGGAUCAGGCAUUGAUGAUGAUGAAGAUUUUAUCUCCAGUACCAUUUCAACUACACCACGGGUUUUUGACCACACAAAACAGAACCAGGAUUGGACCCAAUGGACCCCAAGCCAUUCAAAUCCAGAAGUACUACUUCAGACAACGACAAGGAUGACUGUACAUGUAGACACAAGUGGCACCAAUGCUCAUGGAGAAAACUGGACCCAGGAACCACACCCUCCUCUCGUUCACCGCGAGCACCACGAUGAAGAGGAGACCUCGCAUUCUGCAAGCACAACCUCAGCCUACACCAACCAUCCAAGUCAAAGAAUGACAACACAGAGCCAACAGGACAGCUCCUGGACUGAUUUCCUCGACCCAAUCUCACAUCCAAUGGGACAUGGUCAUCACACAGAAAGAAGGAAGGAUACAGACUCCAGUCAUAGUACAACGCCUCAACCUACUGCAGAUGCAAACACAGGUUUGGUGGAAGACCUGGACAGGACAGGACCUCUUUCAAUGACAACGCAGCAGAGUCAUUCUCAGAGCUUCUCUACCUCACAUGGAGGCUUGGAAGAAGAUAAAGACCAUCCAACAACAACUUCUCCAACAUCAAGCAACAGGAAUCCUGUCAGAGGUGGAAGAAGAGGUCAAAAUCCUUCUGAAGGCUCGACUACUUUACCACAAGGUAAUGCACCUCAUUACCCAGACACAAAGGAAAACAGCACCCCCAUCCCCGCGACCCCUGCUAAGACUGGGUCCUUUGGAGUUACUGAAGUUACUGUCGUUGGAGAUUCCAACUCUAAACUUGAUCACGCCUUCUCAGGAGACCGAGACUCGUCCAUGGACCCUGGCUGGGGCGGCCAUACCACUCAUGGAUCUGAAUCAGCUGGACACUCAAGUGGGAGCCAAGAAGGUGGGGCAAACACAACCUCAGGUCCUAUGAGGAGACCUCAAAUUCCAGAAUGGCUGAUCAUCUUGGCAUCCCUGUUGGCCCUGGCUUUGAUCCUUGCAGUUUGCAUUGCUGUCAACAGUCGAAGAAGGUGCGGGCAGAAGAAAAAGCUGGUGAUCAACAAUGGCAAUGGAGCUGUGGAGGACAGAAAGCCAAGCGGGCUCAACGGGGAAGCCAGCAAGUCUCAGGAAAUGGUGCAUUUGGUGAACAAGGAGCCAUCGGAGACCCCAGACCAGUUUAUGACAGCUGACGAGACGCGGAACCUGCAGAAUGUGGACAUGAAGAUUGGGGUGUAACGCUGACCCCGUUAUCUUGAAAAGAAACAACAGUCGGGGACAUAACUAUCUUACAGGGAACUGGGACACUUAAUGGAUGCAAUGUGCUACUGAUUGUUUCAUUGGGAAUCUUUUUUUUUAGCAUAAAAUUUUCUAUUCCUUUUUGUUUUUUGUGUUUUGUUUUUUAAGGUCAGGUCCAAUUUAUAAAAACAGCAUUGCUUUCUGAAAGGAGGGCCCAGUUAAUAAUCAGCGACUGUUCCAGUUCCCACCUAGAGGCCUUUCCUCCCCUGAGUGUGCUAAGGAUGGCUUCUAACAAAAGCUACAAAUACAUAUUCCUGAUCCCCAACCUUCCCCAGCCCUGCUCCCAGGUAACAGCCAUCAGCUAAGGACAUUCCCCAGGGCUAAGAGGGAUUGGUCCCUGGGAGGAAAUUGAUUGGGUCCUUAUUGCCCGCUCAGCAGCCCAAUCCCUGGGCAUUGCUUUCCCGUGGGUUUGGGGAUUGGGGUGUACUGGGUGUACAUCCCCUUCUACAGACCUCCUGGAAAUUUUUCAGAUGCUUCUGGGAGACACCCAAAGGGUGAAGCUAUUUAUCUGUAGUAAGCUAUUUAUCUGUGUUUUUGAGAUAUUAAACCCUGGAGGUCCUUUGAUCAGUAUGAUUUUUUUUAAAGUUACUUUGUCAGAGGCAUAAAGGGGUUCAAACUGGGUCAUAAUAAACAUCUGUACUUCUUCCAUCUUAACCUUUUGUGCUGUGAUCUUUCAGUUUCAAAACCAGCAAAGUCUAGGUCCCUAGAGCUCACCAGGGAAGAUCUGAGAAUGAGAGGAAUGCUCCUUAAAGUCUUCCUCUCUGAGCCCCUCAGCCCCCACUAAGACGCACUCAGCCAGAUCUCACAAGAGAUCAAGGAAGGCAGCACUGUUUGAUUUCUGAGCUGUCCAAAGUCUUUCUGUCCUGUCCCGGAGUCAGAAUCAUGAGUGAAGGAGCUUCAGCCACUUUUGUGGUUUAAUGGCCACCUUUUCUCUCUCGUGAAGGGCUUUGAAUAGCCACACUAAGUUUGCAUGACCUAUCAUUUGGGGGGUCCCAUUUCAUAGAUGCUAACCCUAUGAGUGAUUUGCAUAAAUGGAACGGAAGUGCCUUUUGAUGUGUGAUAAUAAAAGGAGAAGCCAAUAGAAAUGACAAAGCAUGGUCAGUGGCCGACCGAUUGGAUGGCUUGUGGCAGGGAGGAUGAAAUAUAGCUCUUGUUUGACUACUGUUAUGGCUGUAGGUGGAUAUACUUUAACAAGCUUCUGUCUGUCCCUGAGGUAGUUGCUAUUCAGGAUGAGUGAAGUGCCUGGGAAGUCCCUCCAAAGGUAACAGGGCUUCCCACCAUUGGACUCUUAUCACCAGAUAGGCAAGCUUAGGACCAAACACGAGAAUAAUAGCUUUAUCCUCUGACCUCAUAUCUUCCCCCACUUGGCCAUUCUUUGUGGCAUUUAUUCGCUAGUCAGGAUGUCCUGUUGGUCCUGGAACUUCCAAAGGCCACUUGCAAUAGAAGUCAUUGACUCUAUGAAAGUAAGGGUUCCUAUAAAGUGGGACCCCCUUUCUUAGGCUCCCAUAAACGGUCACUUGUUACCUAAACUUGCAGGCGUAUGGGCAACGUUUCUCAGACCACAAAGCAAAAAGAAGAAGAAGAAAAGCUGCACCCUAAAUCAGGGCUGGCUUUAUACAAAGAGUUGAUCUGAAGGAUAGAUGUCUUUAAAGCGGAGAUGCCAACUUUCUGCACUCAUUCCCAACCUUUGCUUUCCACAUCUAUCCUCUCUCCUCCCUCCCUCCACCCCUACCCCAUGAUCUUGAGAAACCUCCUUUCUCUUCCUCUGUGAAUAUCACUGGCCAGUUCCAUAUUCAGCUGUCUGGUUUUCUUUAUAUUUUCUUUUCAAGUUGAAAGGAGAAGACAUUAGACCACCCUGUGUUGUUACUGCCACAAGUGUUAACUGCUCCUUAUUUUCCCAGAACUUUCUUGGGUCUGCCACGGACACAAACAGGCUCACUCAGGCUCCUUAACCCAAAUGCAACAAGUCACUCUGGGACCAGAGUCAAGAGGGCUGUGCCAGGUUCUACCUGUCCCCCAGAUUCUGCUUGGGGCCAUGGAUAGUCGCACAAGUCUCACAGCUAGGGAUGGUUUCCCACCCUUUCUAGACAUUCCCAAGAAAUAGGCUAGAAUAGGAGAUUGUUUUCAACUUUAUUUUGGAAUUCAAUCUCAUUUUUCCUUUUAUUAUUGUUGUAGUCUCCCACUUGGCUAUACCUCUGUGUUCUCAAGGUAGAAAUAAGAUAGGUAGGUCUAGAGCUUCCCUUCUGUGGACACCGUGAGUGGAGAGCUGUCCAAGUCUUUGUGAUAACCCUGAAAUAUGGCCAGAAGUUCUUGGACUGGGAUGCCUGCUCACCCCCUUGACAAAAAUGGCCAUAACUCUGGAAGCACAACUUGACUACAUUCUUACCAGUUAUUUGUCAGGUGAUCUGGGCUAAUUCAUUAAACUGGGUCUUGUUGAUAAAAGUAAGGGGCCAGAAUUUAAUUAUUUUACAAAGCAACCUGAGAGCUUAAGAUGUAGUUUUGCCUGCAAUUGUAAAUCUUUUAUGUCUCCUGAAGUCUUCUCUUAAAUUUAGCUCUGAAUAAAAAAAUCAAAUGAGGCAAAAGACAUCUUCAAAUUCAUAUUUCCAUCCUAGCAGAAUGGAUUUUUCUAGCAGAACCUUUCAAAAAGUUUUCCAUGGAAACCCAUAACACCAAGAAUUGUUUUUAUAGCCAACAUUCAUUCAAUCCUAUUACAGCAGAGGAGUAGAAGGAAGGAAACAGUAGAAUUCUCUGGAAGAGUAAAAUGUACUUAAGAACAAGAAUAACAUGGUGCAUUCACCUUUCUGUCGUAGAUAUGUCUUUUUGCAGAUCAUUUGUGUUAAGUUUUCAAAGAAGAGCUCAUUGUUCAUGCAUGUACUGUACAAUGACCAUUGUUCUUGCUACUUCGAUUUUUCAGAGCGCACCCUUCUUGGUUUUUGUAUAUUUAUUGAUGGACCAAUAAUAAUGAGGAAAGCAUGAUAUGUAUGUUGCUCAGUUGGAAGCACUUAUUGGAAAAUAUUAAAAGGCUAACAUUAAAAGACUAAAGGAAA
This is a messenger RNA of Microcebus murinus (gray mouse lemur), 5368 nucleotides long. The record is from RefSeq and is a predicted model, not a curated record. Lineage: Eukaryota; Metazoa; Chordata; Mammalia; Primates; Cheirogaleidae.